This is a messenger RNA of Rattus norvegicus (Norway rat), 3096 nucleotides long. Lineage: Eukaryota; Metazoa; Chordata; Mammalia; Rodentia; Muridae. The record is from RefSeq and is a predicted model, not a curated record.
CUCUAUUCAGUGGAAUGAACACCUUGACGUCCCGGGUGGGGCGGGGAAGGGCAAGUGUUCAAGUGUUCCCGGAAGGGUGCUCUUUAUCCUAUUCUUUAAUAAAAGGGUAGGAGUCCAUGCUUCAAAGCAGAAGCAGCGUUUGGUCAAAAGAGGGAGCAGCGAAUACCAGGGAAUGGGCAGCAGUUUGGUUGAUAGUUGGACCCUGGGAUACUGUGGUCAGGGAGAAGCAGCCGUGAUGAGGAGCCUUGAAUAUCAGACUAAGGAGCCAGGCUUUACCUGGAAGCAAGGAAGGACAAACUGGAAAGGGAGACCUCAGGCUUGCGGGACAGAAUGACUUAUUUAGUGAAUAGGUCUGAGGCCAGGGAUAUUUACCAGGUGAGAGACACAGGAACUCUCAGCUAGACCCUGUGAAUAGAAAGCAGAGGGGCAGGAGGUGAUAGGAUUCCGGGGGAAGACAGAUGAGAGCUAAAAAGAAGAAUCUGAGAUAAGAUCACAACCCAGCCAGAGGUAGGACUGUCAGAGGAAGUGAAGUCCCCCUGUGUUCAUCCUCCAUGUGUGUCCCCACUCCCUCCUGCGCUCAUGACUGUACCUUCCUUGGCAAGGGUCUCAGUCCUUUGAUAGUAUAAUCCGGAGGGGCUUCAAGGAAAAGGUGAAUUCUCAAAAGUUUUUUUUUUUUUUUUUUCUCGGAGCUGGGGACCGAACCCAGGGCCUUGCGCUUGCUAGGCAAGCACUCUACCACUGAGCUAAAUCCCCAACCCCUUCUCAAAAGUUUUUAGUGCCGACGGUCUUGGAUUGUUGACUCUAACACCAAUCUCUGCCGUCUGUGCCCUGAUUCAGAUUCUCAAUACAAACCUGCCCAUUGUAGUAGCCAGGAGAACUUGGGUAAAGUUUAGAACACAGACAGUGACCAGGUCUCUGUAUCCUCCUCUUGUUUCUGGGGACAGACUCUAUUCCUUUUUGGUCUAGAAAGUCUGUCAGUCUGUAUGCCCCCUACCUCAUUAAGUUCUGGGCAGACUCCCCACCUAGGGCUUGACUUCUUUUGACUGCUUUGUCUUGAACUCCUGGGAAUUCCCCAUCCCUCUCUGGGUAGUUUGGCUGGAGAAGUCAUUUCCCCUCUGUUAAAUGGGAGUUAGAGACCAACCCAGGCAGAUACAUUACCCUGGGGUAGACUUCUUUCAAGGGCUUUUCCUUCCAGGUUAUAGGGGAUACCCAGGCACCCAAAGGCAACUUGAGAGUGGAGACUGAUUUCAAAGGCCACCAAAAGUCCCUACUGGAAUCUUUUCUGCCCUUCCCUCCAAGAUUAACUGAAACCUGCUAAUUGUGGCUGCCCACACAUGUUCCCCUCCCCCACAGCCUCUUUCUCUCACCCCUCCCCCUUUCAUCAGAAUGAUAAAGAAAGAGCCUGGCCUCCCUGUCCCAGCAUGGCCUCGGGCUGGGACCUGGCCUCAACUUACAGUCCGACUACCCUGAGCCCCCAGUUGGUCCAGGCUCUGGCCCAGGGCUACAUCCCUUGUAUGGGGCCUCUCGACAACUCUCAGCUGAGGCCUCCAGAAGCAGAGUCUCUUUCGAAGACCCCCAAGAGGAGGAAGAAGAGAUACCUACGGCAUGACAAGCCCCCCUACACUUACUUGGCCAUGAUCGCCUUGAUUAUCCGUCAGGUCCAGGCAGUGUUCCCCUUCUUCAGGGACGACUAUGAGGGCUGGAAGGACUCCAUCCGCCACAACCUUUCCUCUAACCGGUGCUUCCGUAAGGUGCCUAAGGACCCUGCAAAGCCCCAGGCCAAGGGCAACUUCUGGGCGGUGGACGUGAGCCUGAUUCCUGCAGAGGCGCUGCGCCUUCAGAACACUGCCCUGUGCCGUCGAUGGCAGAACCGGGGCACACACAGAGCGUUCGCCAAGGACCUGAGCCCCUAUGUGCUCCACGGCCAGCCUUAUCGGCCACCCAGUCCCCCACCACCAUCUAGGGAGGAUUUCAGCAUCAAGUCCCUGCUAGGGGACCCUGGGAAAGCAUCCACAUGGCCCCAGCAUCCUAGGCUAGCUGGACAGAGCACUCCAGCUCAGGCAAGCACCUUGUCAAAGGGGGAAGAGGGGAUAGGCGCUGGACCCUCUAACGUCUCUGAUAAGCCUCUGUGGCCCCUCAGCUCCCUUCCCAGGCCCACAAGAAUAGAGGGGGAGACUUCCCAAGGGGAAGUCAUCAGGCCUUCUCCCGUUUCCUCAGACCAAGGCUCCUGGCCCCUCCACUUACUUCAGGAUUCCUCAGAUUCCAUGGGAAUGUCCAGGAGGGGGAGCAGAGCUUCCUUGUGGGGACAGCUACCCACCUCUUACUUGCCCAUCUACACGCCCAAUGUAGUAAUGCCCUUGGCCACGCUACCCCCUACCUCUUGUCCCCGGUGCCCAUCUUCAGCCAGCCCAGCCUACUGGAGCGUGGGUACUGAAUCCCAAGGGUCCCAGGAUCUGCUCUGUGAUCUGGACUCCCUCUUCCAGGGAGUACCACCCAACAAGAGCAUCUAUGAUGUGUGGGUCAGCCACCCUAGGGACCUGGCAGCUCCUGCCCCAGGCUGGCUCCUUUCCUGGUAUAGCAUGUAAUAUUUUAGGGCAGACAAGGGCUACUUCUCUCUUCCAUCCAUGAAUAUCAUUUUGAUGAACCAGAGCUAGGAGCACGUCCACUGCAACAGCUUCAAAACACCAGGCACAGCCUUGCUGAAAACCCACAGCUUUAAUUAGGUAACUCCAGAAAGGGUUUUGCCUCUGCUAGAUAGGAAGGCCUGGCCAACCGCGCCUUUGACACUCUCACACACAGGGACCAGAUCUGGAGAGCAGGGCUCAACCUAGAUAGUGCCUCCUCUUGAUCCCACCUUCUCAGGCCCUCAAGCCAUCCAUCUAUCCAUCCCGCUGUCACCAUGCCUUCCUGGCUCCAGGCUGGGGGAGGGAGAGCCAAAAGUGGGUCCAAUCUGAAGUCUUGCCCUCUGUCAACUGCCUGGGUGGAAGGUAGCACCUUUCAGGGAAAGGGUUAAGAAAGACUGGACCAUACAUGAUUUUGGUGUAAUGGAAGUCGGGGAGUGAUUAACAGUAAAGGAAUUUACAACGUUUUAAUUCC